Messenger RNA from Ochotona princeps (American pika), 4989 nucleotides. It is a transcript of the gene MYOCD, whose product is annotated as myocardin. Bases 431 to 3097 code for a protein of 888 amino acids. Lineage: Eukaryota; Metazoa; Chordata; Mammalia; Lagomorpha; Ochotonidae. The transcript has 16 exons. Gene Ontology annotation, biological process: cardiac muscle cell differentiation; smooth muscle cell differentiation. The record is from RefSeq and is a predicted model, not a curated record.
CGACCCGCUGAGGCUCAACAUGACACUCCUGGGCUCGGAGCAUUCCUUGCUGAUCCGAAGCAAGUUCCGAUCAGUUUUACAGUUACGACUUCAACAAAGGAGGACCCAGGAACAACUGGCUAACCAAGGCAUAAUACCACACUAAUCCAAGCCACAGCAGCCACACACUUACUGCAAGGCCUGGCACUGAAAAGCCCAACUGAAUUCCAUGAGCAAAGAAAAAAUUUGGAUAGUGACAAGACUGAAGAUUCCCUGAAGCGCAAGGCCAGAAACAGGUCCGACUGUGCCAACUUGGUUAAUAUGCACAUACUCCAAGUGCCCUCGUAUUGUUAAUCUGGAUCAUCAUUCACUUUGGAAUGUGAUUGGGACUCCCUACCUGGUUCCAUAGCCUCUAGCCUCCACUACUGAGAGGUCCCUCCCAUCUGCUCAGAUGAAGCUGAAAAGAGCCCGACUCGCAGAUGACCUCAAUGAGAAGAUUGCUCUCCGGCCCGGGCCCCUGGAGCUGGUGGAGAAGAACAUUCUCCCUGUGGAUUCUUCCGUGAAGGAGGCCAUAAAAGGUAAUCAGGUGAGCUUCUCCAAGUCAGCAGACGCAUUUGCCUUCGAGGAGGACAGCAGCAGUGAUGGGCUUUCUCCAGAUCAGACUCGAAGUGAAGACCCUCAGGGCUCAGCAGGGUCUCCUCCAGACACUAAGACCUCCGAGACCUCCUCGUUGGCUGGCCCACUGGGGACAAUCCAGGAUCUUGCUUCUGGCUCAGAAAGUGAUAAGAACGACUCAGCCUCACAGUCCAGCAACCAUCCAGACCCAGGGAAGCAAAGCCUUGGCCCCCUCAAUGCUCCCAUCCCUGUACACACUGCCGUAAAGUCCAAGUCCUUGGGAGACAGCAAGAACCGCCACAAGAAGCCCAAGGACCCCAAGCCGAAGGUGAAGAAGCUCAAAUACCACCAGUACAUCCCCCCAGAUCAGAAGGCGGAGAAGUCCCCUCCGCCCAUGGAUUCAGCCUACGCCCGCCUGCUCCAGCAACAGCAGCUGUUCCUACAGCUGCAGAUCCUCAGCCAGCAGCAGCAGCAGCAACAACACCGGUUCAGCUACCCUGGGAUGCACCAAGGCCAGCUCAAAGAAUCAAGCGAGCAGAUGAUCAGAAAUCCAAGCUCCUCUUCAACACCCAUGAGCAGUACGCCACUAUCCCCUGUCAAGAGCAGUUUUUCUGGACAAACUGGUGUCUCUUCUCUCAAACCAGGCCCACUGCCACACAACCUGGAUGACCUGAAGGUCUCUGAAUUAAGACAACAGCUUCGAAUACGGGGCUUGCCUGUGUCAGGCACCAAAACAGCCCUCAUGGACCGGCUUCGGCCCUUCCAGGACUGCUCUGGCAACCCGGUACCCAAUUUCGGGGAUAUAACAACAGUCACUUUCCCUGUCACACCCAACACUCUGCCCAAUUACCAGUCCUCCCCUUCCACCAGCACCUUGUCCAAUGGCUUCUACCACUUCGGCAGCACCAGCUCCAGCCCUCCCAUCUCACCUGCUUCCUCCGAUCUGUCAGUGGCAGGGUCCCUGCCCGACGCCUUCAACGACGCCUCCCCCUCCUUCCUGCACCCAUCUCCAGUGCACGUCUGCGCAGAGGAGAGUCUCAUGAGCAGCCUCAAUGGGGGCUCGGGUCCUCCCGAAUUGGAUGGGCUGGACUCUGAGAAGGACAAGAUGCUGGUGGAGAAGCAGAAGGUGAUCAAUGAGCUCACCUGGAAACUGCAGCAAGAGCAAAGGCAAGUGGAGGAGCUGCGGAUGCAGCUGCAGAAGCAGAAGAGGAACAACUGUCCCGAGAAGCAGCCACUGCCUUUCUUGGCCACCUCUAUCAAGCAGGAAGAAGCCGUGUCCAGCUGCCCUUUUGCCUCCCAACCGGUAUCUGUGAAAAGACAAAACAAUGGCUCAGAGAGUCAACCACCGGCAUGUGAGGCGGCCCAGCUCCUGCCCCUUGGGACUGCCCAUUGUGUGGAACCCUCAGGUCAAACCAAUGUACUUUCUUCCACGUUUCUCAGCCCCCAGAGCUCCCCGCAGCAUUCACCGCUGGGGGUGGUGAAAAGCCCCCAGCACAUCAGCCUGCCCCCAUCUCCCAACAACCAUUACUUCCUCCCUUCAUCUUCUGGGACCCAGGGAGAAGGGAAUGGGGUGUCCUCACCCCCCAGCAGUCAGGUCUGUUCUGCGCAGAACUCUGGGGCACAUGAUGGCCAUCCUGCGAGCUUCUCUCCACAGUCUUCCAGCCUUCACUCCCCUUUUCCAGGAGCCCAGGCAGACAGCAGUCAUGGUGCUGGGGGUCCCAAAAGUCCAGGAGUUCAGCAAAAGAUGGCUGGUUUACACUCUUCUGAUAAGGCGGGGCCAAAGUUUCCAAUUACAUCCCCAACUUUUUCUAAGUCAAGUACAGCGGUUUCAGAGAUUACGCAGCCUCCAUCCUAUGAAGAUGCGGUCAAGCAGCAAAUGACUCGGAGUCAACAGAUGGAUGAGCUCCUGGAUGUCCUCAUUGAAAGUGGAGAAAUGCCCGCUGAUGCCAGGGAGGACCAUUCAUGCCUUCAGAAAGUCCCCAAGAUGCCUGGGCCCACCCAGAGCCCAACUGCAGUCCUCCCCAAGCCCUCAGCCUCCUUCGAUCAGACGUCCUCAGGAGGCCAGCUGGCCUUUGAACACUAUGCCGCUGACAGCGAUGAGCACCUCGAAGUCUUACUCAGUUCCCAGAGUCCCUUGGGAAAGAUGAGCGACGUGGCCCUUCUGAAGCUCGGGGGUGAGGAGGCUCCUUUUGAUGGCAUUGUGGACGGCUUCUCUGGGAAGGCAACAGAAGACCUCUUCAACGCCCACGAGAUCUUGCCAGGCCCACUCUCCCCGAUGCAGACACAAUUUUCACCUUCUUCCGUGGACAGUAAUGGGCUGCAGUUAAGCUUCACUGAAUCUCCUUGGGAAACCAUGGAGUGGCUGGAUCUGACUCCGCCCAGUUCCACACCAGGUUUCAGCUCCUUGGCCACGAGUGGGCCCAGCAUCUUUAAUAUUGACUUCCUGGAUGUCACAGAUCUCAAUUUGAAUUCCCCUAUGGACCUUCACUUACAGCAGUGGUAGAAGGCCUGGUAUGGCCAAGCUUAGGAAAAGCACACUCCCAGAAAUUGCCAAAUUGCCCUCCCUCCGUCCCCGAACAAGGAGAAAAAGAAGGGAAUUAAAAAGAAGCAAAAUGGAAACUUCUGUGACAAGCAACAGAAACUAGCAGGAGCCAUUUUUUAAAUGUAUAUAUAAAUAAUGUCAUGUUUACCAACAUUCAAUAACUGCUAGUGAUAUUAACAAUGAAUUCAAAAAUAAGUUUUCGCAGUUUGAGGAUGUCAACAACAACAACAAAAAUCUUCUCACUUGCCUUUUCAAAACCAAUAUAUUUUUUUCUAACCUGUAACUUUUCUCAGGCAUUGUUGGGGCACAAGCUCAUACUGUAAGCUCUUCUCGUUAAUUUCCUAGACAGACUGUGGACAGAAAACACAGUCUCUUGGGAGUACAGGAAAGGACAUGCCCACAAGGGAGGCAGUGUCUCCAGUCUCCCUUAUCUGCCUUUCAGAAGAGAGACCAGGUUCAACUUUAGUGAGGGAAUUCUUGAGAAAGAAUAGGAGGACCUAAUCCAUCCCUUCCCAGGAAAGUACAAGUUGACUCCGUGCCCCCCACCCACAGCUGCCCCCCCGGAGUGGCUCCCAUCCUGUACUCGGGACUCUUCUUGGUGACUUAGGACCACUCGUCUGCAUUUGGUCUGGAGAACCCCACACAAAACUUCCCUGUCUUUCAACCAACAACCCGGGUGCUCAAUCCCAUCUUCUCUGUGCGGAUCGGUGUUGUUUAUCAGGUGAGAACUUGAAAGCAUGAAAUUACACCUGCCUGGAAGGAGACUCCUCAGGUUCUCUACACACUUGGCUUUUGAUCCGAAGACCAGAGAUGCCCACAUGAGCAGGAAGCCUCCACAGGCGUGACUGAGACAAACCUAGAGCGACACGUGGCUUUGUACAACCCAGGAGUAAACUCCAAGGGUUGUUCUAUCAGGACUGUCCAUUAUGGAGGUUCAACUUUCUGUUUUGUGUUGGAGAGAAGGAUCCACCUUCAUUGAUUUCCCUUCUAUUCUUUUUCUAUUACUUUGUUUUACAAACUGCUCAUCAUGUCUGGCUCCUCUCUUUCAGCCCUUCCUUUUCUGUCCCAUUGGGAGAGUAUGAGUUUUCAACUUUAAUGAGCCUUACUCCUAACAAAACAGGUUUUUAAGCUAAAAAAAAAAAAAAAAAUAAUCCAGAUUCUCCCACAGAACUCAUUCUACACAGAGUUUUGCUUCCAGAGGAAGUUGAAAGAGUUUCUUUAGAAAUGGAUGACUUGGCCCAUCAAGUCACCAAGCUCAUUCUAUUGCCAUCUGAUAUACCGGUAAUCAUAGAUUUGUGUUCCUCUAGGGAAAUUGGAAAUCUUACAUUGCGAAGGUGAAUAUGGGUAACAUUUACUUACAGAAGAGAGUAUUUCAGGUCUGGGGUUCUGAAAGAAAGUACAACUGCCCGUGGCAAAGCAAUGGAAGGAAAGAAGACAUGAACUAAUAUGCAUUCCUUAUCAUCUCUCAUGCUUUAGCUGGGAGAAAGAAACUCAACUUUCAAGAGAGUCUCCAUAGGACUCACUGUGGCUCCCACUCACCAUGUGAUAGUGUUACAUGCUGUAGAAAGUAGCUGUUGCUGUUGUUGUGUUGUUGUUGUUGUUUUAAUUUAAAUCACCGAGGCACUGUUUUCCUUUGUAAAAAAAAAAGUUGUUCACUGUGCACUUAUAGAGAAAAUAAUCAAAAAAUGUUGUGAUUUUAGAAGUUCUCGCCUGGAUAAGCCAAAGAUCUAGAAGUCAUUCCAUUGUUAACUUGUAAAAAUGUGUGAACACGGAGUGUUUUUGGUGAAUGCUACUCUGAAAGCUGUCAGAACUUGAUGGGAGGGCAACACACACACGUGUAUAGAUAUAUGCAU